CCGGCUUUCGAUGUAAUUCCAUCCCACGCCCGCGCCAUUCUAGUGACUUCUGAGCCAGGGUGAAUCCAUCUCCACCUCGCGCUUCCCUGUCGGUCUCCGCCCGCGACCCACUCCCGUCCAGGCCCUGCCAUUCGACACUCACCUGCAGAUCGCAGCUUAGGGUUUGUUUCUUCUCUCCUCUUCUGCCUCAUGGUUAUGGAAACACCCGAAUCCUACCGUUCUUACCGUUCGGCCUGCUACGAAUCAUGUCGCGCUGCGGUCCUUGUCUUUCCUCGGGCAUCUGGCUCCUUCUGGUUGGCUACCCGGGUUGAUUGGGGGUGGUCGAUAUAUCUAUAUAAGUCGCGAUGUACUCAGCUGUUCCUUUACUUCCUGGUAUGACAAUUCACGUGCCACCUUUCCUUCCACAAAAAGGCAUCGCCUUAACCCGGGCUGUCCUUCUUUCUUCCUCGUCUGUCAUCUUUGUCUUUUCGUGUUCCGUACUUCCAUCAAUAUGGACAAAAAGUCCACCGAGCCUGCAAAGGACUUAUCCCCGGAUGGUCGUUCGUCUAUCCAUGGGUUCACCCACCAUGCAGAGGAUAUCUUGCCUGAUAGGGAGCCCUAUGGGCCCCCAGGCGUCCGGGGUCUUAUUGCCAAUCCAUUCGUUCUCAUGUGUGCUGCCUGCUCGACAUUGGGUGGUCUCACCUUUGGUUAUGAUCAGGGUGUAGUCUCAGUCAUCCUGGUCAUGGAUCAAUUUUUGGAACGUUUCCCCGAGGUGAAUUCGGGCUUCUGGAAAGGCUUGAUGACAGCAAUGAUCGAACUAGGGGCAUUGAUUGGCGCAUUCAACCAAGGCUGGAUCGCAGAUAAGAUCUCUCGGCGAUACUCCAUCAUUGUCGCGGUUUGCAUCUUCACGAUUGGAUCAGUACUGCAGACAGCUUCAGUUGACUAUGCCAUGUUGACAGUCGCCCGACUGAUCGGCGGUGUGGGUAUUGGCAUGUUGUCAAUGGUUGCUCCUUUGUAUAUCUCAGAAAUCAGCCCACCUGAGUGUCGAGGGACUCUUCUGGUGAUGGAGGAAUUGUUCAUCGUCCUUGGCAUUGUCAUUGCAUACUGGAUUACCUAUGGCACUAGGUACAUGGCUGGAGAAUGGGCAUGGCGCCUCCCCUUCCUGCUACAGCUGAUCCCCGGCUUUAUCUUGGUGGCUGGUGUUAUCAUGUUGCCCUUCUCCCCAAGAUGGCUUGUUGCCAAGGGAAGAGAGGAGGAGGCUCUCCACAGUUUGUCAAGACUGCGCCAAUUGCCAACCUCCGAUAAGCGUGUUCGGCAAGAAUUGCUGGACAUCAAGGCGGAAGUCCGCUUCCAUCAGCAACUCAACGCAGAAAAGCACCCCACCUUGCAGGGUGGUGGGCUUAAGAAUGCAGUGCUGCUGGAUUUGGCAUGCUGGGCCGACUGUUUCCAGAAAGGUUGCUGGCGGAGGACGCACAUCGGUGUCAUGAUGAUGUUCUUCCAACAGGUAAGCAACGAAGACAUGACAAAUCCUUGGAAGAAACUAACAACAGUGGGUAGUUUGUUGGAAUCAAUGCUCUCAUCUAUUACGCGCCUACGCUGUUCGAAACCAUGGGAUUAGACUACAGCAUGCAGCUACUGAUGGCGGGUAUCGUGAAUGUGGG
This is a messenger RNA of Aspergillus ibericus CBS 121593, 1640 nucleotides long. Its product is annotated as MFS general substrate transporter. Gene Ontology annotation, molecular function: carbohydrate:proton symporter activity. Lineage: Eukaryota; Fungi; Ascomycota; Eurotiomycetes; Eurotiales; Aspergillaceae. The coding region runs from base 491 to 1597 and encodes 368 amino acids. The transcript has 2 exons. Gene Ontology annotation, biological process: carbohydrate transport; transmembrane transport. Gene Ontology annotation, cellular component: membrane. The record is from RefSeq and is a predicted model, not a curated record.